Messenger RNA from Porites lobata, 26349 nucleotides. NCBI's taxonomy places the organism in Eukaryota, Metazoa, Cnidaria, Anthozoa, Scleractinia, Poritidae. The record is from the annotation of a GenBank genome assembly.
GAACUCCAUCCAGGAAGCGCUUCAUUGCUGGCUGACCUGAUUUGCAUCUUGGGUACACAAGCUCUAUCCAAUUAUUGCUGUUACUUAAAAAUUUGUUUUAUUGUUAUGUAGUCCUGCUUCAGACUGCAGUGUUUUCGUGAUUGUGUUUGCUGUGUUUCUGCUCCCCUCUAUGUACCCUAUGGUUCCCUUUGGUGUCUUCAUAAUCCUACAGAUGUCGAAAGUCAAUGUGAGGAGGACAAGCCAAACAGAGAGAGGUUCUUGUCACUGGUGGCAGCUUCAGUGGUAGGUAUCUGUUUCUUUUGUCACAUAAUUUUUGAAAUAUGGUUGGCUCCAAGAGUAGGCUAGCCUGCUAAUACAGCUGGUCUCUCCUCACUCCUCUCUGCUAAGGAUAUUUUGCCAAGAGAGACGUCUGUGCCUCAGCAACAGAAAUUCCAUGCUGAUGACUUAAAAUCUGUCUGGAAUCUGGUCAGGAGCUCUGAUCGGUCGAUGUAGACUGUAGUUAUAUUGUUUUAGGUAUUGUUUACAAAUGACAGACAAAAGACAAAUGGUUACAAAGGUCAAAUGUAAACACCGUGAAUCUGCUAAAAAACCAGUCAAUAUUUGUGGUAUAUAUUCUUCUUUAGAAAAAGCAUUUGAAUUUUUCUAGAGUUCGUUUGCAAAAGAAGACAAAACUUUACCAUAAUCGACCAGGAGAAACAUCAAUUAGAUAAAUUUACAUUCAAUACCCCAUGAUUACUAGAUUGUGUAAACAUUGAUUUAUGUCAUCAGUAUAGAAUUUCUGUUGCCAAGACAUACCUCUAUAUUUGUCAUUAUUAUGUUGUUAUAUGAACCAUGGAAUCCAGGCGUUUAAUUACCUCAUUGUUAGAAGAGAUGUUUGUAGAAGCAAAGUAAAAUGAUAUCAAGAAUUUCCUAAGUGUUGUUUCAAAAACAAAAUGUUGACCAUCUUUUAUUUGAAUCAUCACACAUUGGUAAUAAGUCAUAUUUUCUGUGUAGAGCAUGAUAAUAAGCAACAGAACGGAAAACUUCUGCAAACUUUUGGGUCAAAUCCACUGACUUGAGUGUAUAGUACUAUAGGCUGUCAUAAUAAAUAUGAUGGCUUUUUACUGAUUUAUCACCCUUGAGUUGGCUGAUUUCCUUAUUCAAAGGUUUGAAAAAGUCACGUUUGUAACAUUACUUACAUGCACUUUUCAGAUCAGUUUAAGUUUCUGGGAAACCGUCCACCUACCCCUCCCCCAAGCCAACAUUAAGACCCACUUCCCACUUAGGGCAAAAUGUUGGCUUAGGAGAGGGGUAGCUGGGCAGUUUCCCAGAUAUCUAACUUGAUCCCACUUUUUUAAGGGAGUUGUUCCAGAAGCUCUUCUCAAGGAACGCCUGGAUGUGGAGACGCUGGACACCCUGGGAAUAAUACAGUCUCAGAAAGCCUUCAAUCAGAAAUACGUCAGGACCAAGACUAAGCUUUUGUGUGUAUAUUUUCUUGAUAUUUUUUAACUUUAAUUUGAAAGGAAAACAAAUCUCAGCUAUUUGUCUUGUUGUCUGUUUGGCUGCUUCUAAAUUUUUUUCAGCUUCAUGAAACCCUCAGUUGCCAUUAACCCUUUUAGCCCCAAUAUCCACAUACAAAUUCUCCAGACUGAUCUCUAUGCAUUUCCUGAAUGUGUUGAGGGAAUUUGACAAAAGAUCAAAGCAUUUUCUUUUUGGUGAUCAUUUUAUUAAUUCUCAUAACCUAAUCUCAUGACAAUGUAUGGGCAUCAUUAGGAGAAAAUUGAUUUUGGUCACCAUUGGGACUUAAAGGGUUAAAAGACCUUUUGCAUUAGUUGAUCACAUGAUCAACUUGUGCCUCCCGGUCACGCUUGAAUGGUUUUCCAUACUAGUAAAUUUUGAAAUUUUCAAAUUGUCUUGAAAUUUUUCCUUAAGCAUAACUGGGCUCAAAUCUCCUUUUAAUUCAUAACAAACAAUUUGAGCUGUUAAAUGCAUAAGGGAAGGAUUUAACAACAGUUUAUAAAUUUCAGAAUUUACAAGGAAUUGUAUAGUGAAUACAUGAGAGAGAUGAUUUAUCAGUCAGUGAUGCAGGCUACUCAGUACUCUACGCUGUUAUUGUCUUGUUGAGAUAGGAUUUUGAAUACUUAACUUUUGAAUACUGCUAAAUAAACUGCACUUUGCUUUUGCUGUAGCUACAAGCAACAGAAAUUUAAUCUUUUGAGAGAGGAGAGUGAGGGAUAUGCUAAACUGGUCACGGAAUUGGGUCAGGAGAUAAGCCGACAUGUUACCAGUGCCAGAGCACUGGAGAAUAUUAAAUCUUUGAUUGGUAAGAAUGACGAAUUCCAUUGACUUUAGGAAUAUUUACCUCGAUUUCGAAGAAUAAUUGUUAAUUAUUCACCCACAGCCCGAUGUGAAUAGUCUGAAAGUAGGCAGUAGGAAAGAAAGGGGGAAGAAAUGCUAUGAUUUCAAAGAUGCAUUUUCUCCAUACUAUUCUGCAUACAAUUCCUGUCUUGUUGAUGAAAACAAUUUGUUCAACAAUCAAGACUUUCUUUUUGUAGUGAUCAUUUCCCGUAUUCUCAUUGACCUCUAUGUUGGAUAAAGCAUUGAUAAAUUAUGGAGAAAUAAGAUGCUGGUCAGGGUUUUGAGGGUGCACUGAUACCCCUGUUAGACUGAUACCUCCCUAAAAUUGACACUUAGCAAGGCUGAGCUCUAAGGAAAAUUGAAGGGUGCCAAGUGCCCUGAACCUGUAAAAUCUAGAGUGCCCAGCAUAUGAUUUGUAUGAAAAAUCUGAGAUUUUCUAGUCGCCCAGGUGCAAAAGUUGGGCGCCAGAGGCCACUGGGCUCUGCUAGAGCACAGCCCCUACCAUCCAGUCAUUUUACUUCACUCUUUACAAUCUGGAACAUUUCUGAGAUGAAUAGUUAGUAGCAACACCAACAGAGUUGAUUGUCAAAAUAUGGUCUCGCGCAAUAAAUGUAUACUUUUUUAUCCACAGGUCGUUUUAACUUGGAUCCCAACAAAACUCUUGAUGUACUUCUUGAUUCAUUUGAAUGCCGCAUAGAUUUAGAGGACUUUUUUCUUCCGCUUUUAAAAUCCUACAUGGAAAAAUGUGAAUCCACUGCUCUCUGCCAUAUAAUGGGAUUCAAAUUCCAGUUUUACAAGGUAUGUGGACCGGGUUUUGUCAAAAUAUAAGGCACUUAAGUGCUCCAAGCCCAACUAUUGUAAAUCUCCCUUUGGUGACGUAAAAUUCUAAAAUGUCACCAGAAGAAUAUGACACUUAAUGCUUCAUUACAUGAAUGGUUUGAAGAACAGUUGAACCCUGCUUUACAGACACCCGCUUAAUACAGGCACCUCAUUAUAUUUCUUGCUAAUGUGUAUUUCACUUAAUUAAUUUCAUAAAGAUCAUCAACACAACUAAUUAAGCCCCUAUGGCUUGCCACUUGAUCACUGAACAGGUGUCACAAAUUUAGAAACUCUCACAUCAGUUUUACUUGCCAAAUGUUUUUUUACUUGCUAUGUAUGGUGACCAAAACUCAAUCACAACGUUGACUUAUGGUUGCUAAUUUUUCCCAGCUCAUUUAUAUGUAAAAAAAGAAAAGAAAAGAAAAAAAACGUCUUGGAUGAUUAGGAAACACUAAAAUCCCUGAUCAUCUGGGAUCUUCCAGAUGUAUGAAAUCAAGGCCUGUGUCUGUUUAAAAAUUUUUGUUUUCUUUUCAAGGAUCAACCAGAUUUGCCUACUCCUCCAUCACUUUAUCAUUUAACAGCAUUGCUUAUGAAGCAUUCUCUACUGUCCCUGGAUGAUUUGUAUCUUUAUGUGAGUAAAGCCAUCCUUUUAUUCCUUAUAGUGGCUCAAAUAAAUUUUAAAUUUCUUGUUGUAAAAUCUGUAGAAAUAAAUCGCACUAUGCAAAAGUUCUGCCUAAGAGUUUUCAAUUGAAUGGUAACACCAAAGGAUUUUAUCCACAGAUUUAAAAGCUGUGUAAAAAUCAUGUCAUAACUAAUUAGUCUAGGGGUUAAAGGGUUAGAAACAGUUGUAAAAUGAGGUACUGUAGCAUAACUUUCUUCAUGUUUACGGUCUUGUAACUGUACCAUAUUUUUGUUCAGUAAUUUUUUGUGUAAUUUUUGCCUUUUUAUGCACAUCCAUUUUUCCUGCUUAUGAGACACCCUGUACAUGUAUGUUUUCCAGUUGAGUCCAUCAGAUGCAGACAUAGCUACAAGUAAUACAACAAAAAUGGAUGAGGCAAAGCAAGAAGCAAGAAAAAUGAAUAUGGCAGUGUUGGCUGUAAGUUUACAAACAGUGCAAAGUUAGUCCUGAAUGUUGGGGAAUAUUGACCUCUAGAAGGCAUGAAGUUGGGACACGCCAAAGAGCCAUUGAUAACUGUAGGAAAUAUAGAAUUUUUUUAUCCUCAAAUGGUGGUUUAAAUAAAAAUCUUUGACAGGUUGCAAAGAAAAUCAUUUUUACAGCUUGCCAUUCGGGCAAGCUUAAGCUAGCAUUUACUAGCGCAGACGUCAUUUCAACUAGCCUCAGAUGCUUUUUGACGAGCAGAAUUGAUUUCAUAGUUCUUCUGUUAUUCGAAUUGGUCAAGAAACAUCACUUGCCUGUUGAGCAAGUGAACAACAGAAUUCACUAGCCCGAUAGAGGAUAGCAAAAAUGAUGGCAUGGUUUUUUCUUUGCCCUGUUUGAGAUAAUUUUGAUUUUUGCUGAUGAGGAUUAAAGUGAUGGCAUUGUUUUUCUGCCCUAGAAAUUUUGUCCUUGAAUAGAGGUGCUGUACAUUGUAAUUGAUAUCUGAUUAUUUAGCCUUUCUAACACUCUAACAUCUGUCCAUUUGUUGUCUGAAAGGAAAUUGCUGCUGCAAACAAUGAAGAAAGUAACAAAGAAAACAGUAAAGAAAAUGAUAAGCCACAAAUUGUAAGUACCGUUACUGGUUUGAUAAUAAAUUCAUGGCCUUGGUUGUCUAAGUCUUCAUCAUAAGACUGAAGAAACAGCACAGUGCACAUUAAAGUUCAUAUGCUCUGUUCCAUUCUCAUCUCUGUGGUUUGUCUACAAUUCAGGCACUUACCACAAGGAGGGAAAUUGGCACCGUGAAUUCUAGAACUUUUUAUCUAAUAGUUGAUGGUGCCUAUACUAGAAUGCUUUCCACAGUACUAAAUGUUUCUUGGAUGGAUCACAUUACCGAUGAAGAUCUGUACGGUCACCUCCUUAAAGUUUCUAGCAAGAUCAGGGAAAGACGAAUGAGGGUAGCUGGGCAUUGUGUUGGACACAAAGAGGAGGAGCAAGGCUGUGCUCUAACAAAAAUUGAACGGAGCCCAGUGCUCUGAACUUGUGAAAUCCAGGGUGCCCAGCAUAUGAUUUCUCUUCUAGAGCACAGCCUUGAGGAGGCAUCAAAGCUUGUGUUGUAGCAGCCACAACACGGACAAACUAAGAGAGGAAGACCUAAGACCAUAAUUAUACAUACUCACUCUGCUUGAAGACACUGGGUUCACCACUAUCGGAGAGCUGGCGCUUGAUCAAACUAACUUACCUAAAUUGUUAAUGAUUUUCAUGUUUUUUUCUGCAGGCACCAGAUAAUCAGAAAUUUGGUGUAUGUGAAGCACUAUUGAUGGUAGGAGGAUGGGAUCAAGCGCGCUCAGUACUUGAAAGACUACCACAGUUUGCUGCUGUCUCACAUCCUCCUAUAUCCAAAGCAUUGUGCAAGUUGAUCCAUACCACAAUUGAACCACUCUACCGCAGGUUAGUUUUGUCAUGUUGUUUUAUUUUAUGUAUCUAUUUUUUUAAUUUGCAACACACACACAAAAAUUACAAAUAAUAUAAUAAAUUGAUAGUAAAAUAAUAGUAGGAAAAAGAAGUGGUGAAGUGAGGGGACCUAGCAGUAAUGAUAGGAGCUUAUGAGAGAUUAGGCUCUCCUUGUUUUUGUAUUUACUUAGAAGUUCAAUCUUUAGUGUUGAUCUUUAAUAUUUUUGCAGUUUAAAGGUCAACAAGAAAUUGUGGUUCAAGUGGCAUGAUUUAUAGAUGGAAAAUAAUAAAAUAUUGCAUGGAAAAUUUUAUAGUGUUGUAUGAUAUCAGUACUUAUUUUGUGUAUACAGUAUUGUCACUAAGAUUUAGUUUAAUGGAAGUGUUAGGCGGGGAAUCAAGAGCAAGGGAUUUCUUUUGGUUCUUUUUCUUCUAUUUGCCUAAAAGUAGCGGGGACCCUAGCCAGGAAACCCCCGGCCCCGGCUCUUGUGACAAUUUGUAUAUUUUAUUUUGCACUGGGUAGAGCCUAAUUAAUGGAAGUGUUAAGAAAGUAGAGUUGUGCUCUUGUAGUUCCUAGUGACCCCUCCCCACAUUUGUGAUUUAUAAAGUUUCAUGGUUAACAGGCUAGUGUUUUCAUAACUUAACAGACUUUUUCCUCUCUACAUUUGUCUAUAAAUAGAAUGGCUGGUGUUUGACAACAGAUGGGUCCCUUACUUAGUGUGUAAAAAGCACACAUAAAAAAAUAUGUGCCAAGACUUUGUGUCCAUGACUGUAUGUAUUUUACCGUUUUUUAGGCAUUCUUCAAAGGCAGCCCGUGGACGCCCCUACGCUCCAGUCCCAGGGGGGCCACCUCAGUGUAAAGCCUUCACUGAUUUGCCACACUGUGUAUUUCCAAUGCUGAUUCAUCUUGGCCCUCAUCUGUCAAGUGAUCCUAUUCUCAUGGCUAAGAUUCUUCGGAUUAGUAAAGGCUUCAUGAAAGACGUAAGGCAAUUUUUAGUUUAAUCGCUUUUUAAAGAUUCAGUGAGGAAAUAGCCUGUGCCACAGAUGGAACUAAACCUUGAUUUAUUUAGUAACUUCUGUGAAACAGCAUGGAAAUCCUUAUUCUGGGUCCUCACCUAUUUACCAGGAUUUGAGUACGUGCCAUGAUAGGCCUGUUAAAACAGCCGUUGUCGAUUUUCCAAUCAGGUUGAAGGGAAUUUUAAAACCCACUUCCAGUAAUUUAUUAAGUUUGUUGGAAGCCCAGAACAAGGAUCUCGGCACUGCUUCACAGAGGUUACUAAUCAGGGUUACAUUACAUCUGCGACACACUCUAGAUAAUGAGGAAAGAACUCUUGAAAAAUUUUUAUGUUUGAGGUUUUUCUGGUCCAUAUUCAGUAGAUAAUGAUGUUACAGUGAUUUUUACUUAGUGUCCUCAAAUGAUGUUUAAUCAAAAUCUUUGAUAGUCAUGAAAACAAAUUUGACUGAUGAGGAAUAACUUACUGUAACUACUGACUCUAGUCUCAUUUACGUGAAAUCCUGAUGAGUCUCUGUUCUUGUCAUUAGUAUCCAAAUGUAUUUGAAGACAAGGAGCAGCGUUCAUUGCAGGUACACGUCAUUCUUUAGUGUUACUUCUAUGGAGAAUCAAACCUAUGUAUUAUUUAUCCCAACAGUGUUGUGCUAGAGGAAAAUUCAUUGAAGGGCUAUCAUGUUAAGUUGUUGGGCUAAAAAGUUGGCUUAUCAUUUUCUUGUCUGGUCAUCAUGUAUGACAGCAGAUAGGUUUUCAUUUGACUUUGGGCAUAUUUCAGUUCAACAUUGUCCGACAACAAAUUGUUAUUGUUUUUUUUUGUAGCAAUUUUGUUUAUGAGUAUGUGUUUUGCUGAUAAAUAUGUAUUAUGUCCACAUUGCUAUGCUUGUGAUGCUCGCCCUUAGAUAUUCUGCACCUUUAAUGAUAAUAAAAAAUAUGAUAAUCUUUAAAUUACAGGUUGAGAAAGUUUGGUGUGGUCUUCUAACACUGGUAGAUGAAGUUCUUCUGCCCUCAAUUUCAUUACUGGAAUGUAACUCUAGUUUAGCAGAGGAACUGUGGGCCAUGAUGUGCCGCUUUCCUUAUGAGCUUAGGUGAGUCAACCCAUGCACAAUACCAUCAGUUAUAGGCGUAUUAUUACCAUUGUUUCAUUCAAAUCUGCUUUGCAAAUUUAAAGAAAGAGGAAUUUUUUCAGGAAACAAUCACAGAACAUCAAUGUCUUUCAUGUUAUAUGGUGUACAGUAUUUCCUUGAAUAAGCACCCACCCCAAGGCUAAUAUAUCAAGUAAGGGUCCUCUUCUGAUAAGUGCCCCCCCCCUCCUCUUCCCCUCCCUUUCUUAAUGGUAGGGAUACAAGGAAAAGCAACAUCUAUGGCCACUCUGUUUUUUACCCUUUUAGGCUUUGACCCACAUCAGAAUCAGUAAAGGAAAAUAGUUUCUUUUGUGUCAAGUCACUCGCAGUUAUUUGUAUAUCCAUGUGCACUCUUGCAGAGUUCUAUUAUGUGCGUUAUCUCGUCUAUUAAUUUUUGUCCUGUUGUCUGUGCUCCUUGUAAAUGCUGUUAUCUUCCCAGGAAAAACUAAACCCUUCAGUAGUUUGUUUAUAAGGAAACAUUACAAGUGCCUCGCUCGAUGAAGUGCCCGCCUUCUAUUAAGUGCCCAUCCUUUUAAAAUAAAUUUGAAAUAAGUGACUGGGCACUCACUCAAGGAAAUACAUAUGAUUAUCCCUGUAAAUCAUACAAAUCAUUUCAACUUGAAACACUCUCUUUAAGUUUAUGGAAGUGUAGUUAUGUGCAUGAAUGGUGGGCUGGCUUUCCUCUCAUAGAGGAAAUCAGCUUAUUUGAUUAACCGUUCAUGCUGCAAGCUUCCAAUAUCAAGUGUGGGUCUCUCGUGCUGUGACUGGAGAAUACUGCCACUGCAUUCGUUCAUCCACAAACAUAUGCAGUUACUGUUCUUUAUAAGGAGCACCACAUUUCAGAUCUGUAGAAAUUGACACUUCAUGGUCUCUUAACUGACUAAUUGAUUUAGGUCUAAUUCUGUAAUAAAAUUGUUGUUUGCAUCAACCUGAAAUCAACUACAGUAGAAUGAAAUCCUGUACCUACACCUACAUAUGAAAGGUGUAACUUAAGUAGUAGUAACGUUUUUGUUGCUGUAGCGUCGUGUCCAAAAUGUUACUGGCAAUAGUAUAAUUUAUUGUUAGUUUCAAGAUGCAAAUUAUUUUGCAUAAAAAAUUAGUUAAGUGCAACAUGUAUCAAAUGUGUGUUUCUUUCUCUAGAUAUCGACUUUAUGGUCAGUGGAAGAAUGAAUCAUACAGCAGCCAUCCUCGACUGGUUUUGGCCAAAGCUGCAACAAUAAAGAGAGCAAAAUACAUCACAAAGUAAGUUGGUAUUUAAUUAAACAGCACCCAUGGGUUUAGUUAUUGCAGCGUGGAUAAUCAGGUGGUAUGAUUUUUAACUUUCUGUAUGGGUAAUUCCCUAGUCUGACAUUGCCUGAUAUUGCCUGUUUACAAGUGUGUGAACAAUAACACACUGGGUUGUAAAUAGUGGUUUUGCUCCAUCUGAGGUUACUUAACAUUUUUCCAGUUAAGUACAUACUAUGUGUUAUUUCGAUAUUAACUUUCUCUGGCUCUAGCUAUUACUGAAGUAACAGCAAGUCAUUGUUUUUUUUUUCUGAUCUGUUGGUAAAAUCACAUCACCAUCUGCACUGUAGUUGGCUCUAUGAGAACCAAUAAUUUACUCUCUUACUUAAACAAAUUUUUGAGGCACUCAAGAAGAGUUUUUACCUACCAGAAAAUUAACGUGCGUCAACUCUUUAAUCUGCCCUCAAAUCAUUCCUCUAGCCUGAAGUUUUGUUUACUGGAUAUUGACCACAUACAUGUAAGAGUUCUUGGUUCAGAAUGAGGAAAAACAUUAGUAACUGCUGUCAGUGUUGAUGUGACUGUGGUUUUUGUGUUGUAGGAGACUAACAAAAGAAAAUGUCAAACCAUCUGGAAGGCAGAUCGGAAAACUAAGCCACAGUAAUCCAGGAAUCUUGUUUGAAUAUGUGAGUUAUCAAACUUGUUGUUCUGCCACAUCUUAAAGUUGAAAACAAAGCAGGGCAGCAUCUUUGGAAUUUAUACAUCACAAGUUUUAUGUUUUGUAUGAUCAGCUUAAUUGCAGAACACCUGACCACUCAAAAGCUAUACCUCUAUGCUGGUAGCAGUCAAAUAACCAUGUAGUCGCAAAGCUGCAUAGCCAUAUGCUUUGUUCUUUAGGGCACUGCAGCACUUAAAGCCACAUAGUGGUGUAGCUGUUACACGUCAAAAUGAAAAAUCAGGGUAAAAUUUUUCAACCUAGGUCCUUUGUCUUUUGGCCCUAACUAUUAAUGACUUAGGGCUAGGAGACAAAAAAAAGGAGUAUCAACCUUGGUUAAAAAAAUUUAACCUGAAUUUAAUUUUGACUAGUAACAUAGCCACGUUGCUUUUGAUUGGCCAAGUAUUCUGCAGUUACUCCACGAAGGAUCUGGUUAUCAGACUAAAGGAUCCCUAAAAUUUGUUUUAUCUUUUUGGUUUCAGCUCCUGUCCCAGAUUCAAAAGUAUGAUAACUUCAUUGGCCCUGUUGUGGACUCGCUAAAGUACCUUACUCCUCUGGCCUAUGAUGUGUUAGCUUGUAUCCUUGUUGUUUAUGUAUUUGAUUUACAGUAACCAGUUGUAUUCAUGGGAGAAAUUGAAUGCUGGUCAGUGACAGGGCUCAAGGGCUUGAAAACCUGCUGCCUACUACGUAUUUAUACAGUUGACUCUAAAAUGUACAUCAUUAGGACUGGCAUUAAAUACCACCUAUCAACCGAGAGUGAGGUCAUUACAGGGAAAUCUCAGACUGGGGUCAAUACAUCAAGGCGAAGUCUGAGAUUUUCCCAUAAUGAUUGAGUGGACGAGGUUAAUAAGUAAUCUCUUAUAUGCCUAAACACUGGAAGUAAUUUUCAACAUCCCCUUACGAGCUUACUAGGUCAUUCAAGGUCAUGUUCAGUGAACUGAAACAAACCAGGUGAUGCAAUCGAAACCACAAGGCACAGUUUCUUUGACAAUGAGACAAUUUUUGUCUUUAUUACAUCAAGAUCCAGGCCAAAUUUAACCACUUUAAAAAAAAUUCAUAAUGCUUGGUCAUUACAAGAAAAUCUUGCUGGCUCAGCAGCCAGUCAGAGAGCACAUACUACUGUAGCCUUAUACAAUGUAAUCAAUAUAAAAGUCCGUCUAAUUCUUAGAGUGGUGUCUGCCCUGUAGAAUGUCAAAAAUAGUGACUGAAGAUUAAAAUGGUAGGGACAAAAAGUCUAUUUGUAGGUGUCUGUUUUUAGGUGGGUGUCCAUCUUUUGAGGUGUCCCUGAAGGGAGUGUCAGCAGUUUAUCCAUUUGAUUAAUUUUUAUAAUAUGUAGUUGCAGUGGUUCAUUUCCUUAACUUGUAGACAGAUUGUAUUAUAGAAGCUCUGGCCAAUCCUGAGAGAGAAAGAUUAAAACAUGAAGACACAAAUAUCUCUGAGUGGUUAAAAAGUAUGCAGUAAACUGUGAAUUAUCUGUUGAUGCUACAAUCUAUACUGUUAACUUAUGAAUAAUAAUUAACAAUUAUUGGACGAGGAUUAGCAAAAUAUUGUGAUUUGUCAGUGGCAAGCAGAUCAAUUAUUUGCCAAAGCCAAAGGCUGAGGCAAAUUAUUGAUCUGUGAGACAGUGACAAAUCACAAUAUUUUGUGAUGACCGAGUUCAAUAAUUGUGUUAUCAUUAGAUCAACAAGUUUGUUUUUUAAACUCUCAAAGGUCAGUGAAGCGAUCUGCCAUUUUUACCUCAGAGCGAUCGCAAGAAGGAUAAAAGCAGAAUAUUAUUAGUAGCCAAACACAGUUGGACGACAUUGCUCAUGAGCAGAUCAUUAUUUGUAGGCAGUUAUUUACAGGUCACGUGGUGGAAGCCCGUUGCUCUAAACAUGUAAAACCUAGGGUAUCCAGUAUAUGAUUGUGUGAAAGAAGGAAGAUUUUCUAGUUGCCCAAGAGCAAAAGUUAGGCGCCAGAGGCCACCGGGCUCUGAUAGGACACUGGCCUGCAUGUUCAUGGUAGCCCGUGAAAAUCCCUGGGUGUCUGCCCUUGACAACAGCCUUGUGUAACAGUUGUUAACACCAGAAAGGUUGAAAACAUUACGGAGAAUUUCAAGCUUCUUAUUUUACCUCCACUAAUUACUUCUCUGCACAUUGUUCUCCAGGUUUAGCAGUAUUUUGUGGCACUGUUUUCCGCAAGUACUCCAUCGAACUGACGGGUCUCCUGCAGUAUGUUGCCAAUCAACUCAAGGCAGGGAAGAGUUUUGAUUUGCUGGUACUAAAAGAGGUGGUGCAGAAAAUGUCAGGGAUUGAGAUUUCAGAAGAAGUUACAGCCGCUCAGCUAGAAGCUCUCUCAGGAGGAGAGUUACUUAGAGCCGAGGUAAUUAAACAAAUUAAUCUAUGCUUAUUAAAGUUGAUUGACUCAAACUGAUUCCAACUUAUGACUCUCCACAAAUUCCGUGGUAUUUUGUUGAACCAAGAAAAGGGGAAUGUAAGAAAUGCCUUAAAUGUCGCUCAGUCUAAUGUUAAAACACCUUACAUACAAAAAUAAAUGCACUUUUUUGAGUGCCAAUGUUUUUAGCUGAAAGUGCUAAUUAAAGAUGUUGUUUUGGUGUCUCUGGAUGGAUGUGGGACAGCCAUAUCCAUAUUGUCACUGAGGCAGUACCACAAAUCCUCUAUUAAGCUCGAGUCUAGGGGCUUAUUUAUUUCAAACACUUUUGAGGGGAGCUUAAUAGAGACUGGGGGCUCAUUUGAUUUAGCAAAAACGUUGGUAUCAGUUGUCCAUAAAGAACUAGAACGCAAAGCGGAAAACCUCAAGUACCUCAAGUAGUUGGAGGUCAUGCAGCCACGGAAAAAAAAAAAAAAACAAAUCCAAACUUCCAUUGGUGAAUAAACCAUCAAAAUAAACCUAGAUCAGUCCACACAAAGUUUUACAAUCGUGAUUGAUUAAUGCAGUCUGUCAUUCAUUAGUGGAUAACAAUAAUAAGGGGGAGGGGAGGGGGGCUUAUUAACUUCUUCCCCUGAUAAGGGAGAGCGUAUUAGAGACGUGGGGCUUAUUUGAGAAUCUCCUGACUUGGUCAAGGCAAACAGAAGGCAUUUGUUUUGUACUAAAAGCUCUCUUCCAAGUAGCUUUUCAAUCAUUGUAAUUGCUCAUUUAUCCCUUUGUAGGGUGGAUAUUUUGGACAGAUUAGAAACACGAAAAAAUCUUCACAGAGACUGCGUGACACACUGCUAGAAGGAAAGCUGGACCUACCACUCUGCUUGUUAAUGGCGCAACAGCGAAAUGGCAUUGUGUUCUAUGAAAAUGCUGACAGACAUUUGAAGCUUGUAGGAAAGCUUUAUGAUCAGGUAUACACAUGCAGUGUUUUCUAUAUCACUAAAGUACAAUACUUACUUUUCUACCUGAUUUCCAAUACUGAUUAAGCAGUCAUGUCCUUUGCAUUUUCUCUAUGAAGUAUCAAUGAGCAUGUUGUAAAGAAAGUCAGUUUUACAGCUUGCCAGCUUGGCAAGCUCUAGCUACCAUCUACCAUCUACCAUUUAUUUGCCUCCAUCACAAUAACUGAUGAUUCUUGCAAAUUGGCCAGCGGUCGAUGUAUAUAUAAAUAAAUAGAUAAAAGUAAUAAAUAAUAUUAUAAAUUAAAUCAAAGGUAGUUUGUAAAUGCCAUCGAAGAAGGGGCAUUUACUGUUUCAUUGGGUAAAACGUUCUGCUCUAUUAUUGUUCUUGGGAGGUAGGAGAAUUUAUAAUAAUCAGUGAAAGCGAAUGGGACCUCAUAAACUUGGUUGUUGACAUGACGGCUAACUCGACCCAGCGGCUUCAGGCAUUUGAACUAUCCCAAAAGUCAUUUUAAACAGCCCCCCACCCCCCAUUACCUUUUACUGAGCAGGAUUGAUAACAGUUCUUCUGUUAUUUGAAUUCCCCAACAAACUUUACUGCAGGCAACUCUAAGAUGGACAUCUUCCACCUUGAGAUGGGCGUUAAAUAUAAGAGUCCGUCUUAGAGAGAUGUCUGUCUUAUAGAGAGUCAAAUAAAGGGAGUAAAGAAAGGCAGGAACGAGCUUUUAGGUGUCCCUUUUAUAGAGGCGUCUGUUUAGAGAGACUUGACUGUAGCUCCAUAAAAAAUCCACUAGCCCAGGGCUAUUGGGCACCACUUUCUUCACACACUGAUGAGUUUGAAAACCCCCAGCUCCCUGAAAACUGUUAUAAGGAUCAUUCAUAAUCACAGCAACUUGCUUUAUUUUUCUGCAGUGCCAAGAUACCCUUGUACAGUUUGGAGGGUUCCUUGCUUCUCAGCUAACAGCUGAAGAGUAUGAUUCACACAUUCCCUCUCUGGAUGUUCUAGGCCAGUCUUAUCACUUGACCCCCGAUGCUGCGUUUUUUCUUUCAAGGCCUAUGUUUGUCCAUCAGAUUGAGGUUUGUUCUUAUGUUACCUUCAUCAGACUAUCAGUUCACUACCGUAAAAUUCCGAAAACGGCUUGAACUUUGUUUACUUUUACUUGGAAAAGUCCAAUAAGACAAAGCUUUCAACCGGAUUUUGAAAGCAAAUCUCCCUUUUUCCUUCCGAAUAUAAGCCCCUCAAAAAAGGCCCCUCAAAAGGGUGAAAAAAUUCACUUAUUUUGGCUAUUUUCCGUCUUGGAGGGCGAGCGCUAGCCUGAAAAAACAGCCGACAUUGCUCGACGCCACCUCUGGUUUCCCCGCGAAAUAACGUCUGAGAAAAAACUGCAGAAAUUUCACAUUGAUUACGCGUCACUACCCAGAACCGGGAUAGUGACGCGUCAUCAGAAUGGAAUAAUAAUUAUUUCUACGCUCGUUUCUCUUACGUCAUUUCGCUGGGAAACGAGCAAUGACGUCGCGAAAUGUUGGUGGAUUUUUCAGGCUAGUCGAGAGCCUGUCCAAAAAGCGGGCUGGUUUCUCUUUAAACUCCUUGAAAGAAAAAGAUGAAAAAGCAGCUCGUUAAAAGGGAAAUCAUUGUCAACAUCCCCAAAUAACUAUGAUCAAAAAGUUUGGAUUUCACCUACCAGAACUUUGCAGUACUUUUUCUUAUUACUAUUGCAAAACACAGUCCGUACCUGAGAGCAUUGAAAAUUGUUUUAUUUUCAAUCCCCUUUCCUUGUUUCUUUGUCCGUCGGUAUCCUGUUCUCCUUGGUGUUUUUGUUUAAUUGUUGUGUUAUUGUUAUUCCAGACAAAGUACGAGGAAGCCAAGAAGGCCAUUGCUGCUAAAGGAAAACCUCUCCAACAGAAGGUAAGUCUUCCCUCCACCUGCCACCUUCCUCGCGGGUGUGCGAUUUUCACGCUUGCUCGCGUAUUCGCUGGCCCUGAUGAAAUUGAGGGACUACUCGUAGUCUGACUCUACAAAAAAUCCUCUCUUCCCUCCGCGUCUCACUUUCCUCGCGUGUGGAAAUUUUCACGCGCGCUCGCGUAUUCGCUCGCCCCGAUGUAACUCACAUUUCUUCAUUUUAUUGCUUUCAGCAAAUCUUGCAGUGCUACAUUGAUGCAGUGAUUUUAGUCAUGGAGCCCGUAUUCCAGAGUGCUAGGACGAUUAUGGCACCCAAAAUUUGGAACAGCAUAAGGUGCGGAUGACAUGGAAGGUUUCUUGUUUGCUUGUUUCUGUUUUCAUCCAUGAAACUAGUGUUUUGUGUGGGUUUCUUGUCAUUUUUGUCAUUAUGACUAACCGUUGAGUGUUAUAGAAAUUCAUACGUUUUUUAUCCGUUUUUAGUCCUCAGUUGUACGUGACCUUCUGGGCGUUGUCCAUGUACGAUCUCUAUGUCCCACUGGAAAGAUAUGAUCAAGAACUGACUAAAUUAAAACAACAGUUGGCACAGCUGGAUGACAAUAAGGACAUGGUAUGUUAUGUUAACGGGUCGUUUCGCCCGAGAGUCGAUUCACCCGAAGUUGUUUCGCCCAUACGUAAGUCUAUUCGCCCUGUUGUUCUUAAAGCCUGAAAAAAGUCCGUGAAAAGACGUGUGGAUCAAUUUUUUCCAGUGAAAACUUCACACAAAUUAUAUCAAAGAUCGACACGAUCGCUGCGGUACAUGCAGACUUUAUGUACAGGGCUGCCCAUGUACACUCUUUUAGUAUCUCGAAUGUCAUUAUCGAGAUCGCUGGAUCUUUCUUAAUAAGCCUUGUUGCAGACUAUUGUUUGCCAUCGGGCGAAUCGACUUACGUCCAGGCGAAACAACUUUGUGCGAAUCGAUUUUCGGGCGAAACGAACAACCUAGUUGAAUUCAUAUAAAACAUAAUUAUUAUACUGAAAGAAUCACUGUCAACAAUAUUUUAAAGUCUGGAAAAUUCCCAUAGCGCAAUUAAACAAGUUGCUUUCUGUUACAAUCAUUUUAUUUUUCAGCCUGUAAGCAAAAAGAAGAAGGAGAAAGAAAGAUGUUCUCUUUUAUUUGAAAAAUUGAAAGAGGAAUUAAAACAACAAGAGGACCAUAACCAGAGGGUAAUGGCGUCAUUGAAGCAUGAGAGAGACUCGUGGCUUCCAGCGAGUAAGUUGCUCAUACCGUCAGAUUUCCUUGGACAAGCGCCCGCGCUCUAAUAGUUGCCCUUUCCUAAAUAAGCGCUAACCCAAACGAUUCCAGAAAUCGUUGGGGCUGAAGCUUGUACCCCUGAUUCCCCUUGUAGUUUCUGGACUGGAGAAUUGCUUAAUGUGAUUUGUUUGUUAAUUUUUGUGUUUCAGAAGCGACCAAAAGUGAAACCAUCACACAGUUUCUUCAGCUUUGCAUGUUUCCCAGAUGCGUGUUCACAGCCAGUGAUGCUGUAUACUGCGCAAAAUUUGUUCACAUGCUGCACAACCUUAAAACACCAAACUUCUCAACGCUCCUCUGCUUUGAUCGAGUAAGUCACAUGGCGACUAAAAUUUCCUUGGAAAAAUAAGGGAGACCGUUAGAUUCGAGGACGAGGCCGGCGAUUAAACUUAAAGUUUUUACGCGUACUCUAAAAAAAUAUUCUCCCUGGAAAACUUCAUUUUACUUCAAUUUUUCAACAGAAAAGCUUAUACGGUUCGUUUUACUGAAGCAGUUAAGCCCUCUCCCGAUCUCAAAUGAUGAAACUUUUAACAUUAGAUAACUAGUUUCCGCCACUACGACAUUCUCGCUAAAACUCAUAGUAGAUGACGGCCACCACAUUUUCCCGUCAAAAUGGUGCUGGUUCACGCGCGUGUUCUACUUAAUGCUGAAAAAAUCUCGUCAGUAGUUGGCCUCGUCUUAAAAUCUAAUAUUCUCCUGAACAGAACCAAGCGUUACCAGUGCUGAUUAGUUUUCGCGGACUUCCUUGAUUAUUUGAUCCAGUAGAUUAAUUGUUUAAUCAGUCAUUCAAUCAACCAAUCAUACUUGAUGACCAAUUAACCUUCCUGGUAGAGGCAUACUUUUUAGAAGCUAUAAACUUGACAAUAUUUUGAGUUAAUAUGGGUAUUUUGGAACGCACAAAGUCUUGGUUUUGAAAGAAAACCCAAAAUGCUAGUUUGGUAAGAUAGAAGAACACCAAGCCAAGUUAUCAUUAAAUCUAACGGAUCAUGAUUAGUUAAGACGUAGAAACACAGUCGUAGUUACGUAACCGUAAUUCAUGACAUGUUGGAGCUGAAAUGCGCAGUACAUUGUACGUUCACUGAUGAAGGAAAAAGAAAACAAUUUUGGACUUUACUUGCAAACUCCCCAUGUCUUCACUGAGAAAUGUUAAGUAACAUGUUUGUUUUGUGUCACAAGGUAUUUUCAGACAUUUCCUACACAGUAGCAAGCUGUACAGAAAACGAAGCCAGUAGAUAUGGUAAGCUGUGUUUUGCAUCAGUGAUCGUGUUUCCAGUGGGACACGCAAGGUCCUGACAGAGUGACCUAUUGAUUUCUUGUUUUCGUUCACUUUGUAGGUCGCUUUUUGUGUUCGAUGCUUGAGAUCGUGAUGAGAUGGCAUGGCGAUAAGAAGACUUACGAGAAGGUAAGUAACACGACAAAAAGAAAUAAAACCGCGUAACCUGAGUGGCAGGCGUUUCUGGGGGAAAAUGGCGAAGAGAGAAGCGAAAAGGGAAGACAGCGAGGCGGGGGGACAUCCUUUCUCUCUCCACCCCUCCCCCCUCCGCCCACUAAAAUCACCUCUCUCCUAACCCCUAAGGAGGCCCUGAUACUCAGUGUUAAUACAACGUUAUCUGGUUAAAAAUUGUCAAGGUUUUGAAACGUGAGAGCUUGUUUUAUCAAGGGUAAGUAGUAGAAAAUUACGAAGAGCACGAUGUAAAAAGAAAAAACUGGAUCAAACUUUAGCUAACCAAGUCUUGUCCUUUAGCGCAUAUGUCAAAGACGUAAGCUGAGCACAGUAAAACCAGAAUGUAUUUUUUUUCGGGGAUAGUAAGUUCCUGGUCUGCGUAGAAAGUGUUUUUACCUCGGCGCGACAAAAACUUUGCUACAUCUGUGACUGCUUUUUCAAUUCAUUUUUUUUUUAAUUUACUAGGUAAUCGUCUUGCUGUUAUCUUUUUAUUCGUACCUUCGUCGUAAAGUUGGUAUUUUACUAAAAUGUAAAAAAUGGAAGUUAAUUGAAAGCUAAGCAGUAUUUAGCCACCUGUAACAUUUGCUGAAAAUGUCGUUUCUUGGAAUUGCCACGUUGCAACUUACAUAAGUGAAUGAUUAAAAUAAACUUUUUGCAUACACAGACUAGCAAUGAAUUUAAAUAUGGCCGUUUAUAGCUAAUCUUCUAAACACUCCUUUUUAUUAUUUUUUUUUUUAACAGGAAUGUGGUAGUUACCCCGGAUUUGUGACCGUUUUGAGGGCCACAAACAACGAUAAAGCAGACCAUUUAGACUACGAGAAUUACAGGCAUGUCUGUCACAAGUGGCAGUACAAAACUUAACCCUCCAAGGUAACAGUCCUCCUUUUUUCAACAAUUUGCCACGGUAACCUUGGGGACAAAAACCCUAAUUUAUUGGUCGUUAAGGAGAUGAUUAAAAUGUUGGAAAAUUGGAAAACAUUGAAUUUAAGGGUUGUUAAAAAUUAAAAUAUGAAGAGAAUAAAAUAUUAGACAAAUACAACCACCAACACAACAAGGUGCCUCUGAUUUCAUUAGCCGACUAAGUGGUUUAUGUGUAUACCUUUUCACCUAAGAUGAUAGAUGAACAUCAUUCGCCCCCCCCCCCACAAAAAAAAAUACAACAACAACCAGAUCGUUCAAUACUUGGCGAUACGAACUGAUCUGUCAAUCUUUGUUUUGAAUGGCACAGAAGACAUUUUGUUGUAUUAUCUAUUUUUUGUUGUUGUCGCAGGCUCUUGUAGUGUGCUUGGAAUCAAAGGAUUAUACUCAGAUCCGAAAUACAAUUAUGGUGUUAACGAAGGUAUGUCUCCAGCCAUGUUUUUAGCUUGUCUCGUACGUCAAAAUUCUGAAAAGCGUACGCUAACUCUCUCUCGUCUUUCCAUGCCCUGGAGUGAAGGAAAAAAGUCGUCCUGAAAAUCCAGUUCACACUUUUGUUAGUGUAAACUAGCCCGUGUCCGUUAACUUAUCCGUCCCGUUUACACUACACCAUUUAUUUUCAGAGUUGGUGUGUUUUAUCUUCUGUAAAAGUGCAAAGGGCGAAAAAAUAAACACGAGGUGAUAUUUUGGGUUUAUGAGUGCGUGUUGAGUUUGCUUCAGGUCAGCGUUUUAUUUGCGCGUGCGCUGUUAUGCGAGAUGCGCAACAUUUCUUCAAAAGGCACUUGUUCUGGCUGUUUAUUUUUAAUUUUGUUCUAUUUGUAGAUUUUACCGUUUUAUCCAAAAGUUUUAAAUCUCGGGCAAGCUUUGGAAAGAAGAAUCGACAAAAUCUGUGAGGAGGAGAAAGAGAAGCGGCAGGAUAUUUAUACUCUCGCUGUGGGGUAAGAAAAGUCACACAUGUAGACAGUUGUUUGUACUUAAUAUGACCCUUUCCCUAGGGGUAAAGCCUAUUAGCUGGGGAAUAUAGAAUUUAUGAAGGAAGUAUCCAUGGAAACGUCAAAAUGUUUAAAGGAUGCGACCAUGACAGCUAACAAGAUGCUAACCAAUCAGUAGAGUGGCUUCGACUUUGGCAAAUUUUCCCGCGUAAAAGACCCACCGCACGCAACCGAGAGCGCGGGAAAAAAUUUGAGUGUGACCGCUUUUUUUUUCGGAAUCUACGUGUAAUUUCAGCUACGGUGAAAUUAAAAAAAUCUUAAGCUUGAUUUAUUCUUGUUUAAUUUUAGGUAUGCCGGUCGUUUGAAAGCGAAAAAGCGAGAGAUGGUCGUUGAGAGCGACUUUCACCAUAAAGAAAAGGUAUUGAAUCAUAAGUUGUCACAAAUAAACUUUUUCACGCGUGGCGACUUGUAAUAUUUUUGUAACUUUUGAGUCUGACUGUGGAUGAAAUCCUAUGGUUUGACCAUUCAAACGAAGCCUCUUCAGCAGUAGUUGCACAUGGUACUAUUUGUUUUGUACAGAGUUCUAACUUUUGAGUCUGCUGAUGAAUUCCUAUGGUUUGACCGUUCAAAUGAAACCUCUUCAGCAGUAUUUUCACAUGAUACUUGUUUUGUCUGUAGUUCCAACUUUUGAGUCUGUGGAUGAAAUCCUAUGGUAUGAUCAUUCAAAUGAAACCUCUUCAGCAGUUCGUUCACAUGAAACCAUUUGUCUUUUAGUAUUGUACAGAAAAAAAUGUGGAAAUUUUUCCUGGUUCUUUUUUCAAUUUGGUCACUAUUGAAGAGUGGAAGGGCUAGUCUUAGAGUGCAACACAUAAGUAAACUAAAAAAGAACGCUAUAAAAUUGCCGGGUUACUUUACUCUUUGUUGUUCCCCUCAAACAAAUUUGAAAAUGAAUUCUUUUUGGGUCCAUUUGUUAAAAUUUUGAUUUUUUUUGGCAGCCCCCUGCAGCUGCUCCUCCACCUUCAAGCCAAACUGAUUCUGUCGCCGUUAAACAAGAAAAAACGGUAAGUUUUAAGACGAAAUUCGCGCCGUUUAUUUUUCGUCAUUAUUUAGGGUGGAAGCGAUGUGAUGGCAUUACAUUUCAAAAAUGAUGGGUAGCAGUGUUGAUCAAAAUAAUUUUCGCAUUCAGAUAGUGGAGGGUGACGCGAAAUAGAGAGCGGAGUGGAAAAAAGCGCUGUUAUUUCCUUCUAACUUUUGUUUCCGCUGUCCCACUAUCUAAAGUUAAAACCCCUACAAAAGGCUAUCAUUAUCGUGACUUAAGUGGGCUUAUUAAAACUUAUGUUUUUGUGUAUUGUCUUGGGUGAAAAAGAGGCUAUUAAUUAGUGAGAACGAACAUGCUAUACUUAGAUUGCCAAUCAAAUUGUAAUGUCUAAUGCUUUGUUUUAGGAAACACAGCCAAAUUCUUCCGUAAACACGGAGUCUACAAGUAAGUUAGUUUAAUAUUGUAAGUAUUUAAGUAGAAAAGUCUAGAAUUUUGGUUGAACGAAGACCACACUCUUAGCACAACUAAAACAACAUUACCACUUUAUGAAACAGUCAGUGUAACAAAACAGAAGUGGAAUACAACACAGUAAUAUGUGAAAGUUCUCCACACAUCAUUUUGGGUAAUGAGAUCACUUCAUGGUCUACGAGUUUGCAAACCAAAAUCAUGUUCAAUUUUUAUUUUUGUAGAGAGUGUGAAGAAUGAUUCGGAUGUGAAACCCAAGACAACAGGUUUGAAGAUUUUGUUUGCUUGAACUGUCAUUAACAAAAACAAGUUAGAGUAAUUUAGAUUGGUGUAAUGUCUCGGAAGGCACACCCUGCGAGGAGAGCCUGGUCCGAAACUGUAUCUUAGCAACAAGCAGCGCAUGCUCAACAAAGAUCUUAAUAUAGAAUGAAGAUGACGUGAACUGCGGAAAUACAAAUUUAAAUGAAGAUAUGUUCGUCCAGUUGGUAAUUGCAAUUUAAGCAAUUGCAAAUUAACCCGAAAAAAUUUCGGGACUUCAACGGGAUUCGAAACCAUGGCCUCUGCGUUAUAUCUUAAUCGUCGAUUCAUGCAGAGUCGUUCUCGAGUACGCCGAAAUUGAGCAAGCGCAGGAAAAGCUCUGCUGGCAGGGCCAGGAAGGCACAACUGAAGAAAGCUUUAUUGCUGUGUUAGAACGUAGGAGAAAUGAUUUAUUACCUUGUAUUUUUAGUGACAAUCAAGAAAGAGCAGGAUGGUUCAAAAUCCUCCAGGUAUGUAUUGUACUGUCUUAGCCUGAGAAAACAGCUGACGUUUCGCUAUGUCACCACUGGUUUCCCCGCGAAAUGACGUCUGAGAAACGAGUGCAGAAAUUCCAUACUGAUGACGCGUCACUACCUGUUCCCAGAUCUAAGUAGUGCUUCUGAUUGGUCGUGCCGCGUGGGAAAUUUGCUUCAACCAAUCAGAAGCACUCCCCAGAUCUGGGUUGUGACGCGUCAUCAGUAUGGAAUUUUCUCAGACGUCAUUUCGAGGGUAACCAACCAUUUUUCUUAUUAGAGAGAUUUAGGAGAUUUAGAGUCACGUCUACGGCAAACGUAAGAUUAAAGUUGAAAAUUUUGAGGGUAACCAACCAUUCUUAUUUUCCAGUCCUAGCUCGACCAAAAGCGAAGGUGUUUCUUCGUCUCAGGAAAAGACCGCUAGCAAAUCCAGUACAGGGUCAUCCGGUAGCAAACCAUCCGGCACCAGUACCCCUAGCGGUACAUCCUCUUCACGGUCAGGUGCGAACGCUGAGUCGCCAAGCAGGAACGCAGCUGGAAACAAGUAAGAUGGUUUUAUUAAACAAAAGCGGGGAAACUCAGUUAAAUUGCAUCUUAUUUACCCUCUAAACAGCAUCCUUUCUUUGCGCUUUCCUUCUGAGAGACUAUUAAACGUCUUAAACUCCAGUAAACGAUGAUUUCAAAUCGCAUUUUGAUCUCAUUUCAGAUCUUUAAACACAAGCGGUAGCUCCAGCCAGCAGGCGUCUAGGACAUCCGCAACUAAUGCGACCUCUAAGGGAACAAAAACUCCAACGAACGUCAAAACAGAAGGGACCACUAAUGGAAAUGAUGUUUCUGUCAGCAAAAAAUCGGACAGUAGGUGUGUGAGUCACGUAUUGUAAUAGCAAAGAGCAUUGGAAGAUGCUUUUGUCUUGUCUUGGCUAUCGACUGCAAAACCCGCAACCACACUUGUUAGACAUUGCACGUGCUAAUGUAGCACACGUAAAUUUUCUGCUAUUGCCCUUGCUGUAAACGAUAAAAAUUAGGGAAAAAAGAUUAUUUUUCCUCGAAUGUAACGUUUUCAGUCACACCAAUGAAGAUUAAGCCUUACCAUGGAAAUAUCUUUCUUUGUCAACAAGAGAAUAAACAAGUGGAGUAAACCGCUUUUUUCUUUGCAUUUCUCUUAAAAUAUUUGACAGUAAACAAAAGAAUAAAGAAAAGGAGAAAGACAAGGAACAGAACGACAAACCCAAGGAAAAGGUAAAGAGCGAAAAAGCGGAGAAAGUAAAAGAACCGAAAACGAAGGACAAAGAGAAGGAACGAAGUAAAAGUAAGGAGAAAGAAGUGAAGGAUAAAGUGAAAGAGCGAGUCAAGGAGAAGGAUAGAGAAAGGUCUGGCAGUAAAAGUAAACAUUCUUCGCCUUCAGUGCCCGAGUCACCUAGAGAUGGCGAAUUCGAGAAAGGUACUGCUCUUAAAGCUGCAUUAAGCGGUUGUUUAGUGUCACCAAACGUAUGAUUGCAAUAGCAAAAUUUCGCGCCACUUGCAACCAGUCACGAUUGAAACCAAAACCAAUCAUGUCUUGCGGCCGGCACACGUUUUCCCGCCCUUGGCUUUGGGUUGCCUGAAACAUCUGUAUUCAAUUUCUGAUUGGUUUACUGGUUUCUCUGCGUUUCUCUGAUUGGCUAGAGUAAUAACCUUGAACUGAAAAAGCGUUUUGUUAUGUUCAUGUUUAUCCUCGGGCUUUCACUUUUUGUUCUGGUCUCCUCCUCCACGUUUUCUUCAGUAUUCCAGCUAGGCUUUAUUCAGCCAGCAAAACAAGUUUGAAUAACACUCAAAUCACUCAAAUACUGCUUCUUGCUCGCAAAACUGAAUCCGAAUUCGAGUCUUGCCUUACGAGACCGAAUCCGAAAUUCUUUUGGCUUUCAAAGAUUUGUCUUUCUUAGAAGUAAUUUAACUGGAGAACUCUCAGAAAUCUUGAGCCAUCUUUUCAAGCAAUUUAGUUGCGUAUUUCCAUCUUUCGUAUAUUGAGGUGCAUCAAUAGAGGUGACUGCCUGAAUAAUGCAGUAGAUAAUUGUUUAAUUCUACUCUUUUUGUCUCCAAUUUUUUCUCAGAGGCGAAGCGCCGCAGACUCGAAGGAAUGUCUUCUCCUUCUUCUCAGGUGUGUCUCACUAGUCAGUCUUUUUAAAAUGCAUGUUCACGUGAAAAGUCCUAAUUAGAAUAACAUAAAAGGUACUCAUUGAAAAUUAUCGGCCUCCUUUCACUCUUCGGUAACUCUCGGAUAUUCUUGUCCAAAAACGUGAUGUUGACGGCGAAGCUUCCAAAGGAACGUGUGCCAAACGUUUCUGUUAAUAUGGUUUUGCAAGUCAUAAUAAAAUGGUUUCAGUUUUUUGUUGAAUUAUAAUAUGUGCGACAUGCUACAAGAAGUUGCUCCGAAGAAAAGUCUUUCCCGUACUCACUUAAAGUAUUAGUAAUCGUCUCUUCUCGCUAAGAUAUGUAGGGGGAAAAGUGCUGUGAUUCUGUAUGGAAAGUACUCUAGAGAUUAUUGCUUUUUCGCUGAUCGACAAAUUUACAGAGGGACUACUUGACUGAAUUGCUUGAGAAUGCUGUAAAUAUUACAAUGUCAUUUUUUUUUUGUUUUUGCAGGAGAGCUCUCCAGCGCGGCUGGGGGGCGGCCACGAGUCUGACUCGUUUAAAGUAAGUGUUCCGGUUGACUAGGCUAAUGAAAUUCUUUUGCAAUUAAGGUACAUAUUUCACACAAAAUGUAUUGUUAAUCGCGAUUACUGAUGCUGAACUCCUUGUAUUCAUGGCGUCCUCGAAUUGUUUUAUCAUAUCACUUCUGUAGUUAUCUUAAUUUACUGACUUUGCUGAAUUUUCUAGCCGCCAUGUUGGAAGUUGACUAUGAAGUCGAUUCCUCUGGGUUAAUCUUUAUUUGUUCUGCACUCAUUUUAACUGCAAACAUGACGGUGGAAUUAAAGGCGCGGUCUCCGUACAGCCUCGACCCGUAACAAUCGUCGAUAGGGGUGGGAGAUUUUCUUCCCCUCCUCCUGCCCCUUAAGCGACUGCCACGCAGGCUACCUGGCUUGGUAGAGUGAUCCCCAGUUUUUGAGUUGUCUUCAGUAUGGAUGUCGAACAUCAUAUCAAGCUAGUUUCAUGUAAAUCAUUUACAAGUUACCACGUUUGCAGGUAGUUUAUUUUGUUUAUUUGUUUGUUUGUUUUUUUUUUCACAUUUUAGAGUCCCGAAUCUCAGGAAAGAAAAUCGAAAGUUUUGGAAUAUGAAAAGGAAAAGACGUCAAAAUCAGACAGAAAACGGGUAUGUUUUGCUCUCAUAUACUAUCUGCCUCUUAAUCAUUUCGCAUUCUCUCCAUGUAAUUUUUCGUAAUAAUAUCCUUGCAUCACUUUUUAACUUCCAAAAGUGAUCUGCGUGUAACUUCUCCUUGUAAUAUCAAUACAUUGUCCGGCAGACAGAUGAUGAGAAUAGGCAAAUGUAUCAGCUAAAAGAUGUUAUCUUGAUACAACUCCAACUUCUCUUGAAUAAUUUACAAGGAAAUUAUAGGCAGCUGGAAAGGAGAAUUACUAGCAAGAUCUUGGGAGUAAAAGGCUAAAUCAAUCGUAACGCGGUCAUGGGCUCAAAGGAAAUGAUCCUCAAGUAGCAAAGUGCUUGAUUUUUUAAGGAACUUCCACCUCAUUAGCUUCAUCUUCUCUUUUUUGACUGUCUCCUCUUUUAUUGUAGUCGUCGUUAGAACCCGCUGAAGGCAAAGAAGCUAAAAGACGAAAAGAGGACGGAGAUGCCAUUGUUGUUUCCAAGACGUCAAACUCGCACGGUUCUGAAAAUAAAGUCAAAGUCAAGAGCGAGGUGGGCAGAAUUCACAAGUUUAUGUAUGUUACUGUUAAACUACCAUUGGAGCGCUUCUGGUGGGCGUUACCCUAAUACAGACGUCCUCUCGCAGUCAUAGAAGACGCGUGUCUUUUGUUUGCUCUGAUAUUGGAGGAAAAAGUUUUCUCUUCUGCGUGGUAAAAAGAUGUGCAAAAUUUCUGUAAAAAAUGCUAGUGUAAUUCAGGCUUAGGUUAGUUUUUGUUCUUGUCAAAGAGUACCUAGAUUGAACAAAGUUUGUGAAUCUGCUCAAUCGUUCCAUGUCGUGUUUGGUCAACAGUGAUAUUAAUAGCGACCAAAGCCUUUCCUUAAUGUGAAAAAUGAUAUAUAUCCGCUCUGGAUUACCUUAAACUUAGGCAGCAAUUGUCAAUAAAGUAAUCUUAGAUAAAGAAGAACAGAAUAUGGGACUCAAGUUAAAUUUGGCCGUUAAGUUUUAUUUUAUUAACAUUUAAAAUAGUUUUAGGUGUAAAAAAGUGAUAUCGUUUGUGACACUGAUAUCGAUGUUCUAGGCUGGGAUACAAAUGAAAUUGCAUAUUUCUUACGUUUAAAUACAGGAUAAACCAAAGGUAAAACUUGUACGAAAAACAGCAUCAGAUGCUUCCCCUCCAGUGAAAAAAGAGAAGGACAAGGACAAAGAAAAGGAAGUCAAAACCUCGAGUAAAAAG